AUGGCCAAACGAUGCCUUCCUUUUCUUUUGUUAUUACAGCUUUGGUUACAACUUGCUGUCUCCCACUCAAUUGUUAAGUUUCUUCCUGGGUUUCAGGGGCCACUUCCCUUCCACCUUGAAACCGCAUAUGUCGGCGUGGAUGAAGCACAGGAUGUGCAGCUCUUCUACUACUUCAUCAAGUCUCAGGGGAAUCCUAAAGAGGACCCUCUUUUGCUUUGGCUAACUGGUGGCCCUGGUUGUUCUUCCUUGUCUGCUCUUGCUUUUGAAAUUGGUCCAAUCAGAUUCGAGGAAAAGGAGUACAAUGGGAGCUUACCUGCAUUGGUCUUGAAUCCACAUUCAUGGACACAGGUUGCCAACAUAAUACUUGUAGAUUUGCCUGCUGGCACUGGAUUCUCCUAUGCAAGAAACCCACUUGCUUUUCAGAGAAGAGACUUCAAGCAAGUUUCGCAAGCUGAUCAAUUUCUUCGAAAGUGGCUAAUGCAUCAUCAAGAAUUCCUCUCAAAUCCAGUCUACAUUGCCGGUGACUCUUACUCUGGCCUGACCGUUCCAGCGAUAGUUCAAAAGAUUUCUAAUGGGAACAACGAGGAUAUGAAACCACUGAUAAAUCUCAAGGGAUACAUGCUAGGGAACCCUGUUACUGAUCCUACUUUUGAUGAUAACUCAAAGGUUCCAUUUGCUCAUGGAAUGGGACUUAUUUCUGAUGAGCUCUAUGAGAGUUAUAAAGAACUCCUCGCUACAUAUUGGGCAAAUGACGAUGAUGUCCGGAAAGCACUCCAUGUGCAAGAGGGAAGUAUAGGGGAGUGGCAACGAUGCAAUUUUAAUUACACUCGUGAAAUUCAUAGCAGCAUUAAGUAUCAUAUAGACCUUGGGAUAAUAGGUUAUCGCAGAUUAAUAUACAGUGGCGAUCAUGACAUGGUGAUACCAUUCUUGGGAACUCAAGCAUGGAUAAGGUCGUUAAACUACUCUAUUGUUGAUGACUGGCGCCCAUGGCACUCUCACGGUCAAGUUGCAGGAUACACGAGGACUUACUCUAAUCAAUUGACAUUUGCCACUGUGAUGGGUGGAGGGCACACGGCUCCAGAGUACAAGCCUGCAGAAUGUUUUGCCAUGUUUAAAAGGUGGAUAAUUCAAGAACCCUUGUAA
This is a messenger RNA of Dovyalis caffra, 1143 nucleotides long. NCBI's taxonomy places the organism in Eukaryota, Viridiplantae, Streptophyta, Magnoliopsida, Malpighiales, Salicaceae. The record is from the annotation of a GenBank genome assembly.